Messenger RNA from Ilyonectria robusta, 853 nucleotides. RefSeq lists its product as uncharacterized. Lineage: Eukaryota; Fungi; Ascomycota; Sordariomycetes; Hypocreales; Nectriaceae. The record is from RefSeq and is a predicted model, not a curated record. The transcript is spliced from 2 exons. Bases 90 to 599 code for a protein of 169 amino acids.
AAAGCCUGGCAAAGAACCUAUCAAUUUUUGCCAGCCACACCUCGUUACUCAUGCUUCCAUUCCACUCUUCUUAUUAUCUUUAGUCCACCAUGGCAAACUCGGCAGGUCACUCUCGCGUAGACGACGUGACUCAGCAAAGAUUUCCCGUCAACGGGUUGAUUAUGGUGCAGCGACGUCAUCAUACCGCUUCACCCGACAGCACCUGGACCGGAGGACCAAGACCUAGCACCCGGUAUGCUUCGCUCCCGACCACGAGGCAACAGCCCCUUAAUGUCGAUGACAUCGUGGCAGUGGUACACCAACAUGGCCGAGAGGAUCCUUGGGAUGGGAUCGGGAUAUUCCAGGCACAACCAACCACAGCAGCCAACCGGUACGACCCUCGUCAGAGUCAAUAUCAAUACCAAACAUCCGGCAAUGACCGCGGAGCCCAAUGGGACACAGCCCCGGGGGCCGAAUAUUUCGGCAGUACGCAGGCUGAUCAUGGCAGCCAAAGAUCCGAGGAGCAGCAGGAGUCCUCUGACCAUGUGAAGGACGCUAAGUCUGACCGAAAGCCCAGAAGCCACUCCAGUCGCAAACACAUUCCAUCACGCCGUUCUUAAGGUAUAGACACAACCAGCGCGUUAUGAUUCAUCGGCGCUGAGCGCUGAAUGGGUGGCCGGCACACCCGAUAAUAAUGCGCCUUUGACCAUGGCGUGGAGUGAAACGAAGUGAAGAUACCCGAGAUUGGUUGGGAUGUGGAGGGCAUGGCAUCGGACCGUGGGACUACUCGUUAACGGGUAGAGGCAGUUGGGGGGAAAGCCAGGCGCACCUCAACGCCGCUGGAUCCCGCAUGGUCCGCUAAUAGACGCGGAAA